Molecule: messenger RNA, 453 nt
Organism: Talaromyces stipitatus ATCC 10500
Lineage: Eukaryota; Fungi; Ascomycota; Eurotiomycetes; Eurotiales; Trichocomaceae
Exons: 2
Coding region: 1-453 (150 amino acids)
Source: RefSeq, a predicted model, not a curated record
AUGUCUUCUUCUGUUUCGUCCAUAUACACUCACUAUGGCCAAGAUCCAAACAACCAUCCAGACCAAAAAGAAAUAAGUUCCAUCGUCGACAAAAUGCACAAGCUCUCUUUGGGCCGUGUGGCACUAGGCAGUGAUGGCGUUUUACGCUCCCUCAGUUCUGAAAAUGAAGUUAUCGAUGCUGUUGGACUACCGCCCCGACUGAUCAAAGCGUUUAUGGAUCGUUUUCCAUACUACGAGGAAAUUGAAGCCCGAUUCCAUAACUCCGAUGGAACCUUGGUACCUCAAGAGCAGUGGUGGGCACCAGAUCCAUCGAUAUUACCACAGCCGUUCACAGAUGAAGAGAAUGAUGAAGCUAGGAGACACUAUGAGAAGAACAAGGAUAUCAUUGAGGAGAUGCAGCAGAAGAGGAAGAAUGGGGAGAUCCAAGGAUGUGGAUCUGAUCCUGAAUUUUAA